This is a messenger RNA of Eufriesea mexicana, 1679 nucleotides long. RefSeq names its product cell adhesion molecule 2. Gene Ontology annotation, biological process: synapse organization. Gene Ontology annotation, cellular component: neuron projection membrane. NCBI's taxonomy places the organism in Eukaryota, Metazoa, Arthropoda, Insecta, Hymenoptera, Apidae. The transcript has 5 exons. The record is from RefSeq and is a predicted model, not a curated record. Bases 123 to 1019 code for a protein of 298 amino acids.
UGCGAUAAGGAUUUGCCGCGUGGUGUUGGUAUGUCGGUGGAUGGACGGUGCGCUGUCAUCCAGUGAAGAGGAUGUGAAUCGCUUUAGUAUCAAAGUGAACGCGCCAUCAAACAAUCGCGGACAUGGCUUUGAGGUGGCAGGCGAGGCUGUCCAUUGCUGCCAUCCUCUUCAUGUGUACGGAAGAUACGCUGAGUUUGGGGGAGCGUACGGCGGACAACAUGGAACGACACGCGAGUCAGACUAGACCGCGAAAUCAGUUGGUGGAUCCUUCCGGCCUGAAGCCGAAGGUGGAGCCCACGUUCGACUACUCGCAAAACACCAACGUGACAGCACUAGUAGGGAAGACCGCUUAUCUCACGUGUAGAGUUCGCAACCUGGGUGACAAAACCGUAUCCUGGGUGAGGCACAGGGAUAUUCACAUUUUAACGGCAGGGGCGUAUACCUACACGAGCGACCAGCGAUUCCAAGCGCUUCACAUACAAAAUACAGGCCCAAAUAGCGAGUGGUCUGAAUGGACUCUUUGCAUAAAGUGGGCGCAAGGGAGAGACCAGGGACUCUACGAGUGUCAGAUCUCCACUAUUCCCGUCAAGUCGCACCAAUUUCGCUUGAACGUCGUCGUUCCGACAGCGACGAUACUCGGAGGUCCGGACCUGUACGUUGGCGCGGGUAGCACGAUAAACCUGACGUGCGCCAUACACUUCAGCUCGGAGCCACCAGCCUACAUCUUUUGGUACUACAAUGAGAAGGUUUUGAGCUACGACAGUCCCAGGGGCGGCGUCUCGGUGAUAACCGAGAAGGGUGGCGACGUCACCACCUCUUGGCUCCUUAUCCAGACGGCGCAACCCUCGGACUCUGGGGAGUACAGCUGCAAACCCAGCAAUGCCAAUACGGCGUCCAUCAAAGUUCAUGUCCUAAAUGGCGAACGACCAGAGGCGAUGCAGACCGGAACGGCGGGACCUAUUUUAUCCUCGAGCUGUCUUUUGGUGUCUCUGAUCAUUUUGUACAUAUCGUCGGUGUAAACGAACAUCGAAUGAAACGAACAGCCGUCGCCACGACGUCUCUCGAACAGAGUUGCACAGUCUGUCGAGGCUCGCGUGCGCGCGAAAACCGCUCCGCCAUUUGCACCGAUCGACUCGCGCGAGUUUCGCGCGCGUAUCGAGCGAUGUCGUGCUCGAGCUAUCGAACGUCGCGAACGAAACGCGAACGAAACGCGACCAAUCGACGACUCGUUGGCUUUCAUCUCCGAAUUCCACCUUCGAUCGUACGUUUGUACCUGUCAGCGUGUUCCAUUCGCGUUAACUUCGAUCGUCGCUGACCCAACCGAAGACGGAGAGACUCGCCGCGGUCUCGUUCCAGACGCGAAACGAGAUUUCGCUGGACGAGCACAUCGGAUCUUCCCGAACGAUUCGCCGCAGUGAUCGCGAACGCGCGCGCGUCGUCUUUUCCUCGGUCGGUCACCGAUCGAUCGCGAGCGAUCUGUACGCGAUCCCGACGAGGGAACGAUCGAACAAGAGACGCGAAAGGAGACGCGAAAGAAGACGCGAAAGGACACGCGUGGCGCGUUCUCCGGAGAAUCGAGAUCGACGCGUACGCGUGUUCCGAAAAGAGAGCCGGAAGGCGCGGUAUGUCGAUGGAACGGCGUUUAAUUAAGGGAAAGUCGACGCUAAUACCGAAGACGA